AUGGAGCCUCAUCAAUCCGGACAGCAACCACCUCAUUAUCCUCACUCUCAACCUCCCCAAACUCAUCGCCACAGGCCCUCUCAUUCUCACCUUCGCGACAUCUUGCAGUUCGCGUCUUCCUCCCACACCAUGCCACAUCAUCGGACGGCACAUAGCACUCCGGUGUCAUCGCCGGGACUGUUUAGUCCAACAGUCGCCCGCUCGUCGACAUCGCUGUCGCCGUCGCAUCCGCACCAGCAAGGUGGCUGUGAUAAUGUCACCCCGGCUUCUGCCAGUACCCCUUACCUGCAUCCGCUGCAGGGCCCUCCGCACAAAGUGAGAGAGACGCACAAGGCGCUCGUCGAACACGACAACGUCACUGGCCGCAAAUACAUCAACAAUUACGAGAUCAUUGAGGAGCUUGGGCGAGGCGUGCACGGCAAGGUCAAGCUGGCCCGGAACACGGAAAAUGGCGAGUUCGUGGCCAUCAAGAUCAUCCCUCGCUUCUCCAAGAAGCGGAGGCUUGGCAAGGUGACGGCCAUGUCCACCCAGGACAAGAGCAGGAGGGAGAUUGCCAUCUUGAAGAAGAUCCGUCACCCAAAUAUCGUCGCUCUGCUCGAGAUUAUCGACGAUCCCGAGCUCAAGAAGAUCUACAUGGUACUGGAGCACGUCGAGCUGGGCGAGGUCGUCUGGAGAAAGAAGGGGCUGCCGUACAUCUGCCUGUACGAGCGCCGUCGUAUCGAGCGAGAGAUGCGUGGAGAGCAGCCCACCCCUCAGGAGCUGGAGUUCGAGCGCCUGCUGGAGCAGCGUCAGAUCCUUCGGGACGCGGAACGCGCGAAACAAAGGGCAAAGGCCCAGGCAGCCUCGGCAGACUACUGGAGUCUUGAAUACGGCCAGGGUGAAGACUCGCCGGUGGUGGCGUCUUCGCGGAGGAAUUCGUCGGCUGGAGCUGGCGCUUGCCCCUCGCAGGCUCCGGCAGGCACCGGGCCCAGUAAUCCUGAGAGCGACGACAUGGAGACGGAGAGCGCACUAUCCUCGAAGCCAGGCUCCUCAACAGCACUAGACAGCAUUUUCAACGUUGCCAACCUGGACGAAAACACGCUCCAAGGAACUACCUCGAGUCUUCAGCACUUAAUCAUGGCCAAUCCUUGGCUUGAGUACAGCAAGGAUGACCCGUACACGGACGACUUCUCGUACGUGCCCUGCUUCACCAUCGAUCAGGCGAGGCAGACGUUCAGGGACACGGUUCUCGGCUUGGAAUACCUCCACUGGGAGGGUGUCAUCCAUCGCGACAUCAAGCCGGCCAACCUGCUCUGGACCAAGGACUAUCGGGUCAAGAUCGCCGAUUUCGGCGUCUCCUACUUCGGUAGGCCCCUUCGCGAUGGCGAGCCCGACGACACCAUCUCUGAGUCGGAGGCUAAGGAGCUCGAUAAUGAGCUCGAGCUCGCCAAGACGGUCGGUACCCCGGCCUUCUUUGCUCCUGAGCUGUGUGCUACGGAUCUCUGGGAUAGCCCCCCGGGCCACCCGCCGAAGGUCACGGAGCAGAUUGAUGUUUGGUCGCUGGGUGUGACGCUCUACUGCCUCAUCUACGCCAGGCUUCCCUUCCUGGCGGAGGAUGAGUGGCAGAUGUAUCGCAAGAUUGCCAAUGAGGAAGUGUACAUUCCGACUCGCAGGCUGCGUCCCGUUGACCCUUCGACCAAGCCCAACGAGAAGUCUUUGUACACGCGGAUCAACGGGCCGCCUUACCGCGAUGACGAAGACCUCCUCUACGAGGACAUCGACCCGAACCUGCAGGACCUCCUGCGAAAGAUGCUUACCAAAAAUCCCGAGAAGCGGAUUCGCCUGCGUGAGGUUAAGCGUCACCCUUGGGUCACCGACGGCAUUCCCAAUGUCCAGCAGUGGCUUGAGGAGACUGACCCGGCCAGGAAGAACUCUGGCCAGAAGAUUCAGGUCGACGAGAAGGAUCUCAGCCAUGCUGUUAUCCCCCUGACCCUGCUGGAGCGUGCUCGGUCUGUCGUCAAGAAGAUCGGCCGCGUCAUCCAUCGUGGCGAGAGGGCUGAGAGUGUGUCGACGCGCCGGCGUGCCCCAAGCAGUGCUGCGAGCACGGCUGGAGACACGUCCAUCAGCGGCAUGGUAACUCCCCAACACCAUCAUGCUCGCCGGGGAAGCCUGCGCCCUGAUGAGCACGUGCCGCCGAGCUUCUCGCAGCAGACCACGCCGCAGGGUAACCGCCCAUUAACCCAUAGUGCGCUGGCUUCUCAUCAGGAGCAGGCUUCUCCCUCUCGCCAUACCCCUCCUCCACAACAACAACAACAACAACAACAACAACAUAAAUCGACGGCAGGUGCUUUUUUCAAUGCGCUUCGCCGCCCCCUAGAAUUGGUGACCAACAUCCCUCGAGAUGAGCUCACGGCUCAUCAUCCCUCGCCGUUUGCGCACAGGCCGUUGCCUCGUCACGGUCAUGCGCGCUCCCUUACUAAUAAUUUCUUGUGGUUGACGCCUACAACGUCGAAUGAAGCACAAACAGCCCCUGCAACACCGGUUUUCGAUAAUCCCGCGGAAGAUACAACCAAGUCGCUUAGGAGCACUCGGGAUGCCAAGCUUGUUGCGGAAGACUCAAGCCGGUCACGGUCAGUCGACCGCGGCUCUCUGGCCAGCACGGAGAAACGGAUCUCAGCGUUGAGCACGGCGGCUGCAGCUCCGGGUAACUACCAUGCUGCCGCGCCGCUGCUGCGUUCAGCACGCACGAUGGAAUUCCCCAGAGGCCUCGAGAACGUUGCACCGCAGUCUACUGUUAUCAGGAGGCCCAGCUCGCCUAGUACGCUGACAGGUUAUCAACAUGGCCAUUUCAGGUCUGACCCCAACAUCAACAACAAGCAACGGAUUUCUGUGGAUAUUGACGAGAGACCAAUGACGGCGCAUCGUGUAGACGACCAUGGAAGCGGAUCCGUAACCAGGGAACCACGGCAAACCACCAUCACUCUGGCCCCCAGCCCGACGAUCCAAGCACCCGUUAGGACGGCACCGCCGGCCGAGCAGCCCACCCAGGACCAAUCGGUUGACUUGUCUUCCGAACCUGACCCUGCCCAGAUCCCAUGCCCGCCAUCUCCUCCGUCCAGGGACGAGACGAUUCCGACCGGAAAGUCCUCCAGCUCGACGUCCAUGGGCGCCAUGACGACCCCGCUGACCAGCCCUAGCGAGUCUGCCAGCCCCGUCUAUGGAUCUAACUCACAGGUAUCCAAGAAGGACUCGUCCGAGCAGAUUUUUACCUUCCAAUCAGACCCGUCGCUCCCUGCUCUUCUUAGCAGCACGAGCUCGGUGUCGGCGGACCCCGAGGGAGACUUUCUCGGCAACCCGGGCGUCGUGAGUCGGUCAUCGAUCGUGAAUACGACGGAUUCGCUCACACCCCAGGCCUUGACUAAGGAGCCAAUUUCUGGAUUUCCCCUGGAGAUGAACGACGACGUCCUGCCGCCGGAUGAGGCUGUCCCUGUCAAGCUCGAUGACAGGCCCCAUUCUGCUGCCGCUGCCAUUCCUUCCCAUCAUCCCCCGGCGUUCCGUUCGCCGCACCAAAACCAUGCCGUUCCGUUUGCGCCGUCACCUCUGUCCAUUGUCACGACCCCUCCGCACGCUCAUCGUCAUCAUCCCUCGCUUCCUGUCUCGGCUCACCCCUGGCGCUCCCCUCCUAGCGCCAGCCCUUUCACCCAGUACAGGCGCGGCUCGCUUGCCUCCAACUUUCGUCGUCGCGACGAGAGCGAGGAUGAGGGCAGCGAUAGCGACGAGGGCUUCCUAACGAUGGCCAAGCUUAAGAAGAAGGUGUCGACCAGCACAGUGAUGAGCUCGAACAACAGGGACUCAGAGGAGCGGCUGGGCAGCGGCUUAUUUAUGGGCGAUAACCCGAGGCGCAGAGAUACCAGCGUAAGUGCGGGCAGCACGGAUACGGCGAAAAAGCUCGUCAUGCCAGAGGACGAGUAG
This is a messenger RNA of Thermochaetoides thermophila DSM 1495, 3951 nucleotides long. RefSeq lists its product as uncharacterized. Gene Ontology annotation, biological process: protein phosphorylation; intracellular signal transduction. Gene Ontology annotation, molecular function: protein serine/threonine kinase activity; ATP binding. The coding region runs from base 1 to 3951 and encodes 1316 amino acids. The transcript is spliced from 2 exons. Gene Ontology annotation, cellular component: cytoplasm. The record is from RefSeq and is a predicted model, not a curated record. NCBI's taxonomy places the organism in Eukaryota, Fungi, Ascomycota, Sordariomycetes, Sordariales, Chaetomiaceae.